Molecule: messenger RNA, 523 nt
Organism: Adelges cooleyi (spruce gall adelgid)
Lineage: Eukaryota; Metazoa; Arthropoda; Insecta; Hemiptera; Adelgidae
Exons: 4
Coding region: 37-480 (147 amino acids)
Source: RefSeq, a predicted model, not a curated record
UAUAGUUAAACGUAUAGUAGAUAAACUACAAAAAUAAUGUAUUUCAAACUUACUUUUUUCUUAAUAGCCUCUGUUUUGAUUGCCAAUGUAGUGGGACCAGAAACAGGCGAAAGGAGCGACACCGACAUAACGGAUAUGACAAUUUCAACCGCGGACCUUGAGAACGAGCUUAUGCGUAGAAUUUUUGUAAACAUUUUAAGCAAAAAUGAACUACCAUAUUAUGAUUACAGUACUAUUAAUCUGGUAAUGUUUCGUGACUACUUGAACGAUUCUGAAAUGAGUGAAUAUGUAUUAAACAAUUGCCGUGUGAGCGGUUCCCUUAACAAUUUGACUGGCCAAAUAUCACUAGGAGAAUUUAUACAUUUAAUAAGAAGUGCAACUAAACUUUCUAAAUUUAAUACAGUAAAUGAAUUUACCGAGCCAUUGAUGCUAAAUGAAACACUGAAUUGUAACACUGAAGUAGUAAUAAUUAUAGAUUAGUCUGCUGCUUGCAAUGUUUAUAAAUAUUACAUUCAAACCUUCA